AGGAAUGCGCCGCUAAUGAGAAAACGGACCGUCGCCGAGCACGCAAGAGCAGACGGCAAAAAGGAGAGAGGAGGAAAAAACGGAUAAAUGAUCUAAACCGUAAAAAAAAUAGUAGAAAGGGGUGGUGGAUAACGACGAAAAUCGUCACAUAUAUUCACUGGAAGGAUUACAAUUGCCCGAUAGUGGUGAAUAAAAUCCAACGGGGUUUUUUGAUGCUGUCCUCACGGAGAAUUGAGCUAACGGGCUUGCUGGUCUUCUGAACGAUGCAUAGGCUUCUGCUCCUGAGUUUGGCGUUGAGUUUUCACCGUGUGUGGACAGCGCGUUUCUCCCAGGAGCCAGCGGACCAGUCGGUUGUGCGGGGCCAGAGGGUGAUUCUGUCCUGUGUUGUGUUUAACUACUCAGGCAUUGUGCAGUGGACCAAGGAUGGACUGGCCCUGGGCAUCGGAGAGGACCUCAGGGCCUGGCCGAGGUACCGUGUGAUGCGGGUGCAGGAGCUGGGCCAGUAUAACCUGGAGAUCAUCUCAGCUGAGCUGUCUGAUGACUCCCUGUACGAGUGUCAGGCCCCAGACGCUGCGUUACGUUCUAGAAGAGCCAAACUCACUGUCUCAGUAAGAUACAGCAAAUUCCCUCCAGAUGACCCAGUGAUCGACGGGGCCCCUGAGGUGCUGUUGAAUGCAGGCGACCACUAUAACCUGAGUUGUGUGGCCCGUGGGGCCAAGCCCCCUGCCAUGAUAGAGUGGCAGAAAGAUGGGAUCCCUGUAGAUGGAGCAGUCAGCACCACCGAGGUGCUCCCAGACAGGAAGAGGGUGACGACCCACAGCUUCCUGCCCAUCCACCCAGUGGACACAGACACAGGGAGGAACUACAGCUGUGUGGCCAGCAACCUGGCUAUCCCCACUGGGAAACACACCACCGUCACCCUCAACGUACACCACCCCCCCAUGGUGACCCUGUCCAUCGAGCCUCGCUCCGUCUUAGAGGGGGACAGAGUCACCUUCACCUGCGCCGCCUCCGCCAACCCUCCUAUCAUGGGAUACAUGUGGGCUAAGGGUGGAGUGAUCCUGCAGGGGGCCAGAGAGAGUGUGUUCACCACCAAGGCGGACCACUCCUUCUUCACAGAGCCUGUGUCCUGCUCAGUGUUCAACGCUGUGGGUAAAACCAACGUCAGCAUCCUGGUCGAUGUACACUUUGGUCCUAUCCUGGUAGUGGAGCCUAGGCCAGUGACCGUGGACAUAGACUCUGAUGUCACUCUGAACUGCAAAUGGGCUGGCAACCCUCCUCUCACCCUCACCUGGACCAAGAAGGGCUCCAACAUGGUUCUUAGUAAUAACAACCAGCUGUUCCUGAAGUCAGUGAGCCAGGCGGACGCUGGGCAGUACGUGUGUAAGGCCAUCGUCCCCAGGAUCGGAGUGGGAGAGACAGAGGUCACUCUCACUGUCAACGGUCCCCCCAUCAUCUCCAGUGAGCCUGUUCAGUAUGCAGUGAGGGGGGAGAGAGGAGAGGUCAAGUGCUACAUCGCCAGCACACCUCCACCGGACAAGAUUGUGUGGGCAUGGAAGGAGAACGUAUGGGAGAAGGAGAAGGGGACUCUGUUGGAGAGGUACACGGUGGAGCAGAGUAAACCUCUGUCUGAGGGAGGGGCUGUCCUCUCCACCCUCACCAUCAACAACGUCAUGGAGGCCGACUUCUUGUCCACCUACAACUGUACCGCCUGGAACUCCUUCGGACCCGGGACCAUGAUCAUCACCCUGGAAGAGACCGAGGAGGUACCAGUGGGUAUAAUAGCAGGAGGGACUGUUGGCUGCACCAUCCUGCUAUUCCUGUGUUUACUAGUCCUGGUGCUCAUCUUCUACCGACAGCGCAAAGGCAGUCGUCGUGGGGUCACGCUGGGUAAGCCAGACAUCAAGGUAGAGACAAUAAACAAGGAGACCCACAGUCUGGAGGAGGACUCCGGCAGCGUUUCCACGGCAUCACGCAUGGUCAAGGCCAUGUACUCGCCCUUUAAAGACGAUAUAGAACUCAAGCAGGACCUGCGUAGCGAUACGCUAGACACUCGCCAGGAGUACGACCUGAAGGACCCCACCAACGGCUACUACAACGUGCGAGCCUCCACCCUUGAUGAGGGUCGCCCCGCCUCCCGCUCCAUGCACUACUCUGACUACCGGCCCUCCAACACCCCAGGGGGAGCUGCCUCUGUCAGCAGCAGUGCUGGAGGAUCAGGGGCCACGGCCAGCGGAGGAGGCCCUCCAGGCCCAGGGCCCCUCUCCACCCCCGGUCGCCCCAGUUGCUACGACCCCCGGCCCCCUUCCAGACUCUCCCACAACAGCUACGCCCAGUUCAACACCUUCACCCGGGCUGGGCAGAGCCAGCAGCCCCCUCCCAACCCCCCGCCGCAGACCAGCGACUUCCCUGGGGACUGCAGCCUGUUGGACUCCCCUCAGCUGGCCUACGACAACUACGGCUAUCCCUCUCACCCCUAUACCCCCUACCGCAUGGGCUUUGCCCCGCCCAGUCUGGCUCCAUUGGAAACCGGGCCUUCCUAUGAGAUGUACGGGGUGGGGUCGGGGGUGGGGCCUGUGCCAGGGGUGGGGCCUGGUGCGGGGGUGGGGCCGGGGGCGACUCCAUCAGGGUCAGAGACUGGACUGGGGAAGUAUGGAAGCUCCACCCGCUUCUCCUAUACCUCGCAGCACUCUGACUACGGCCACAGAGGACACACACAGAGGAUGCAGACACAUGUGUGAGAUGGAUAGCUGACAUGGUCACAUAGACGGUGAGGGUGCAUUCUCAUACACACUGUCACUCAGACGCACACAGAGGCCGCACACACACGCAUUCACAUUCUCAAACAUACGCACAUAUACUGUACACAUGUGAGCAUACACACGCAGAUAUACACACACACACAGACACACACACAGAGGAGUUAGAAUUUCCCCACGAGACAGGGAGGGUGUGAGAAAGAGAGAGUCCAGAUCAGUGGAUAACGAGUGAAUUCCUGGUAAUCUAUAGAAUUCCCACACUCCCAGUGUUCAAAUCUUCGCUCUGAAAGAGCAGAAAGCGAAAGUCCAAUCAAGACCAGAGAAGACGGGACUAGAGAGAACAAAAGAUCUUUAGAUGUUAAUUAUCGAAAUAAAUAGCAUAUGUGCUAUGAAUUUAGAUUGUAAUGAAUGACGAGAGUGAGCGUUACAGGCAAUUUAUUCCAUAUUCGAUUGCCAAAUAUUACAGUAAGGCAUAUCAUGGAGAAAUUGACCGUCAAAUAUGGUACUCGUUCGUUGGGCGGGAGAAACCUCAACCAGUGGAGGGUCAUGACUGGCUGCCAUUUUGUUUUAGCUGGUUGUUGUUUUAUACAGUGAUUUUAGAGCACAUAUAUCCCACAUUGCUCCACUUCAUUGGCGCCAUUGGUGCUGGUUAGUGGGGUCAUCGUACGUUUUGCACUGCAUUACAAACAGUAUUCAUUGCUUAGAAAUCCAUCAUCUACAUAUAUCUGUAUUAUAUGAGUCUGUUUUUAUUUGCACACCAACAAACUAGAGCUUUCUAUUCUAUUUUUUAACAUUUUACAGAAUUAUUUUGGUCAUAUUUCUGUGAAGGAAGUGUCUGUGGACCAAGAUGUUCAAACUUGAGAGUGUUUAGUCUUUGUUUGGGUGAUAUUCACCUCAACAAACAAAGAGAAACAUGAAGAAGUAUUUGAGUACCUGUUUUUGUCAGCCAUGAUGACUG
Messenger RNA from Salvelinus sp. IW2-2015, 3717 nucleotides. It is a transcript of the gene kirrel1a, whose product is annotated as kirre like nephrin family adhesion molecule 1a. NCBI's taxonomy places the organism in Eukaryota, Metazoa, Chordata, Actinopteri, Salmoniformes, Salmonidae. Gene Ontology annotation, molecular function: cell adhesion molecule binding. The record is from RefSeq and is a predicted model, not a curated record. Gene Ontology annotation, biological process: cell-cell adhesion. Gene Ontology annotation, cellular component: cell-cell junction; plasma membrane.